Alternaria arborescens is the source of this 600-nucleotide messenger RNA. RefSeq lists its product as hypothetical. The record is from RefSeq and is a predicted model, not a curated record. Lineage: Eukaryota; Fungi; Ascomycota; Dothideomycetes; Pleosporales; Pleosporaceae. Gene Ontology annotation, cellular component: membrane. The transcript has a single exon. Gene Ontology annotation, molecular function: ATPase-coupled transmembrane transporter activity; ATP hydrolysis activity; ATP binding. The coding region runs from base 1 to 600 and encodes 199 amino acids.
AUGCAACUUCCCAAUGGUUACGACACUCGUGUUGGAGAAAGAGGCAGACUACUCUCUGGUGGCCAGAAGCAGAGGGUUGCUAUUGCUCGCAGUUUGAUCUCAGAUCCUCGUAUCCUCCUGCUAGAUGAAGCCACCAGUGCACUUGACCCAACUGCCGAAACCGUCGUCCAGAAGGCGCUCGAUAGUGCUGCACAGAAUCGCACGACAAUUGUCAUCGCACACAAACUUUCAACGGUCUGCAAUGCCGACAACAUCGUGGUCAUGUCCAAAGGCGAAUUAGUUCAGCAAGGCACUCAUGCGGAGCUCCUGGACCGCGGUGGGAUGUAUGCCAAACUCGUACAGGUGCAGAGCCUGUUGCCAGUUCAGAAUCAGCUGCUGAACAUCAGCGAUACACCCUUGGAAGAAAUCGAGAAACAAGACGUUCUCGCUCAAACAGCUGUGUCUCUAGACAGGCCAGAUACCGCCGGCCCACAUGACCACGGCAAGGUUGGCGAGAAAGAAGACUCACAGUCAUCUAGGGAGGUUGGCCUGCUCCGCAGUUGUUGGAAACUAGCAAGAUUGACUCCUGAACUGCGCCGAUGGUACAUUUAUGGGGAAUGA